This is a messenger RNA of Cottoperca gobio, 5462 nucleotides long. It is a transcript of the gene ogdha, whose product is annotated as oxoglutarate dehydrogenase a. The transcript has 24 exons. Gene Ontology annotation, biological process: tricarboxylic acid cycle. NCBI's taxonomy places the organism in Eukaryota, Metazoa, Chordata, Actinopteri, Perciformes, Bovichtidae. The coding region runs from base 308 to 3424 and encodes 1038 amino acids. Gene Ontology annotation, molecular function: oxoglutarate dehydrogenase (succinyl-transferring) activity; thiamine pyrophosphate binding. Gene Ontology annotation, cellular component: oxoglutarate dehydrogenase complex; mitochondrion. The record is from RefSeq and is a predicted model, not a curated record.
GUCUGCGCUGCGUCACGUCACCUCCACAGGCCUUGUUCCAUGCUCCGCGCCCCGCGAGCUGUCAUCAUUUCACCGGGAGAGGCGAAGGGCAUCCGGGAUACAGGCCGAGAAGGGAGCCGCUUAAACUCGUUUCUGGAGAGUGGACAAACGGACCAGUGGACGGCGGACGCUUCAUUCAUCCCUGUUUGUCCUGGGACUAACCCCGGUGGAGUGAGUUUUUUUUUUAUCCCGUCGUUCUGAGGUUUCUGACGUCUGGCCCGUCGGCCUGACCUCCACCAGCGUGUGUGUGAUACUUUGAGGACUGCUCAUGCAUCGUUUAAGGACUUGUGCGGCGCGGUUGCGUCCGCUCACCGCCUCGCAGGCGGCUCAGACUGUCGGCCCCCAGCGGCCAAUCACAGUCGCCUCCAGAGGUGGCACAAGGACGUUUCAGCCAAUCAGGUGCUACACAGCACCUGUGGCCUCGGAGCCGUUCCUGAACGGAACGAGUUCUAACUACGUGGAGGAGAUGUACUUCGCCUGGAUGGAGGACCCCAAGAGUGUGCACAAGUCGUGGGAUGUUUUUUUCAGGAAUGCUAACGCCGGUGCUCCUCCCGGUGCAGCCUACCAGUCUCCUCUGGGUCUGUCUGCAGCUCCUCAGCUCUCCUCUCUGGUCGGAGCUCAGCCCAACGUGGAGAAGCUGGUGGAGGAUCACCUGGCCGUGCAGUCUCUCAUCAGGGCCUACCAGAUCCGAGGGCACCAUGUGGCCCAGUUGGACCCCCUCGGCAUCUUGGACGCCGAUCUGGACUCGUGUGUCCCCACGGACAUUAUCACCUCCUCCGACAAACUGGACGUGGCUGUGUUCAAGGAGAGACUGAGAAUCCUAACGGUAGGAGGCUUCUACGGUCUAGAUGAGUCCGACCUGGACAAGGUGUUCCGGCUGCCCACCACCACCUUCAUCGGAGGCUCAGAGAGCGCCCUGCCACUGAAGGAGAUCAUCCGUCGACUGGAGAUGGCGUACUGUCAGCACAUCGGUGUGGAGUUCAUGUUCAUCAACGACCUGGAGCAGUGUCAGUGGAUCAGACAGAAGUUCGAGACUCCAGUAGGGAUGCAGUUCACUCUGGAGGAGAAGAGGACACUGCUGGCCCGCAUGGUCCGCUCCACCAGGUUUGAGGAGUUCCUGCAGAAGAAGUGGUCUGCAGAGAAACGUUUUGGUCUGGAGGGCUGUGAGUCUCUGAUCCCAGCUCUGAAAACCAUAAUAGAUAAAUCCUCUGAGAAUGGGGUGGAGAACGUCAUCAUGGGAAUGCCUCACAGGGGCCGUCUGAAUGUUUUGGCCAAUGUGAUUCGUAAAGAGCUGGAACAGAUCUUCUGUCAGUUUGACUCCAAACUGGAAGCUGCUGAUGAGGGCUCUGGAGAUGUGAAGUACCAUCUGGGGAUGUACCAUCGUCGCAUUAACCGCGUGACAGACAGAAACAUCACCUUGUCUCUGAUGGCGAACCCAUCUCACCUGGAGGCCGUGGAUCCCGUGGUGCAGGGAAAGACCAAAGCUGAGCAGUUCUACUGUGGAGACAACGAAGGCAACAGGGUGAUGUCCAUCCUGCUCCACGGAGACGCAGCGUUCGCAGGUCAGGGUAUCGUCUAUGAAACCUUCCACCUAUCUGACCUGCCAUCCUACACCACGCACGGCACCGUGCACGUCGUUGUCAACAACCAGAUCGGCUUCACCACAGAUCCUCGUGGGUCUCGCUCGUCUCCGUAUCCAACCGACGUGGCUCGAGUCGUCAACGCUCCCAUCUUCCACGUCAACGCUGACGACCCAGAGGCCGUCAUCUACGUCUGUAAGGUGGCUGCUGAGUGGAGGGCCACGUUCCACAAGGACGUGGUGGUCGACCUGGUGUGUUACCGUCGGAUGGGUCACAACGAGAUGGACGAGCCGAUGUUCACUCAGCCGCUGAUGUACAAACAGAUCAAGAAGCAGAAACCGGUUCUGCAGAAAUAUGCAGAGAAACUGAUCGCAGAGGGAGCCGUGACCCGGCAGGAGUACGAGGAGGAGAUUGCCAAAUAUGACAAGAUCUGUGAGGAAGCGUACGCUCGCUCUAAAGAUGAGAAGAUCCUCCACAUCAAGCACUGGCUGGACUCCCCCUGGCCUGGUUUCUUCACUCUGGACGGACAGCCAAAGUCCAUGAGCUGCCCCUCGACCGGUCUGACUGAGGAAAACCUCAACCACAUCGGAGGUGUGGCCUCGUCCGUCCCUGUGGAGGACUUCACCAUCCACGGAGGUCUGAGUCGUAUCCUGAAGAGCCGAGCCGAGAUGAUUCGUAACCGGACCGUGGACUGGGCUCUGGGAGAGUACAUGGCCUUUGGAUCGCUGCUGCAGGAGGGAACCCACAUCAGACUGUCGGGACAGGACGUGGAGCGAGGCACGUUCAGCCACCGUCAUCACGUCCUCCAUGACCAGAACGUGGAUAAGAGGAUCUGCAUUCCCAUGAACCACCUCUCUCCUGACCAGGCGCCGUACACCGUCUGCAACAGCUCCCUGUCUGAGUACGGAGUCCUGGGCUUUGAGUUGGGUUUUGCGAUGGCGAGUCCCAACUCUCUGAUCCUGUGGGAGGCUCAGUUCGGAGACUUCCACAACACGGCUCAGUGCAUCAUCGACCAGUUCAUCUGUCCCGGUCAGGCCAAGUGGGUCAGACAGAACGGCAUCGUGCUGUUGCUCCCGCACGGCAUGGAGGGCAUGGGCCCGGAACAUUCUUCAGCUCGUCCAGAGAGAUUCCUCCAGAUGUGCAACGAUGACCCCGACGUCAUGCCGACCCUCACAGAGGACUUUGCGGUGCAACAGCUCUACGACUGUAACUGGAUUGUGGUGAACUGUUCGUCUCCUGGAAACUACUUCCAUGUCCUCAGACGACAGAUCCUCCUCCCAUACAGGAAGCCUCUGAUUGUCUUCACUCCCAAAUCUCUGCUGCGUCUCCCAGAGGCCAGAUCCAACUUUGACGAGAUGCUGCCUGGAACUCAGUUCCAGAGGUUGAUCCCAGAAGGAGGCUUGGCGUCGGAGAGUCCGGAGGAGGUGAAGCGUCUGAUCUUCUGCACAGGCAAGGUCUACUACGAGCUGGUCAAAGAGAGGAAGAACAGAGGCAUGGAGGCAACUGUGGCCAUCGCACGCAUGGAGCAGCUGUCUCCGUUCCCAUUCGAUCAGGUGAAGUCGGAGUCGGAGCGUUUUGCCAACGCCGAUCUGGUUUGGUGUCAGGAGGAGCACAAGAACCAGGGUUACUAUGACUACGUGAAGCCUCGCAUCAGGACCACCAUCCAGAGAGCCAAACCUGUCUGGUAUGCUGGCAGAGGUCCGGCUGCAGCACCGGCGACGGGAAACAAGAAAGCUCACCUGAUGGAGUUGCAGCGCUUACUGGACAACGCCUUCGGCCUGGACGCGUUCAAAGAUCAGCAGUAGACCUGUGACCUCUGGCCUCUGGCCUCUGACCUGCAACACCUGAUAUACACCCCCGACCUUCCUGGUUUCAGUUGUGACAUUCAAACUGCAUCAACACACACACACACACACACACUGUAAUACUGCAUACUACAAAUACUGCACACAGCUUACUUCAGUCAGUAAACAUUGUGUACUACUCAGUACUCAAGUAUUGCAUACUUCAUAGUACACACUUUACUUUAUCCCAACUACAAAAAGUACUACAUACAGAACAUCACUAAGUUUACACUCUGUGUUUAUUUACUGAAGUCCAGUUACAAACGGCAACACAUAGACUGGAACUUACAACUGCUUAUAGGUAAAACAAUUAUAAUAAAUGACCGAAUAUUCCGAGAAAUAACUCUGAAGAUUUUAUCAUUUCGGAGAAUAUUCAAGUUUUUUUUCUGAAGAAACUUUGUUACUUUGACCUCUUAUUUCAGUAAACCUGUGACCGCCCUGCAGUGUGUUUAUUAUGGCACCAGUAUUUAGUAUUAAUGUAGCAGACACAUUGUGCUGAUUACUGCAUACUUUAAUAUACUCAUUUGUUAGUAUAUCGAUGUACUGUGGCGUUGGAGUACACUGUGUACUACUGCAGUACAAACAUCAUCUGUCAUAGGAGUACUCCGUGUGCUGUAUUAGUACUGUGUUCAGUAGUACAGCAUCAGCAUCGGACUCAACUCCACCACAGGCAACACAACAACUUUCUGAGCAACAAGUUGCCUCAACAUGCUUUAACACAGGAUACAUCAGGCUCAAUACUACUGCUGAUAUCAAGUAUGUGAUACUGUAAACCAUAUAAACUCGUACAUUGAGUAAUAACAACAUGAUUUAUCCAGACAGGACAACAAGUACAAAGAGCCUCAAGUUAAAGGUGAUCCACGGUAACAAAUGUAUAAGAUGGACAGAGAUAGUUAUUGAGAAGAUCCAACAGACGACAAAGCUUAUGUUGCUGUUAAAUUCACUAUCAAUAUAACGGGAGAGAUUUGUCGUUUAUGUCUUAACACUCUGACAGUUUGAGCAUUUUAACCUGCAUUUUCAUGCGUAUUAGUUGAUUAAAAUACAUCAGACUUCUGUGCAGGAGGGCAUGACAGAAAAAAAGUGAACUACAAGAAUGUAGUCUGAUGUUCUGUGCUGCAGAUUUAAUACUCGCCACGCGUGGCUCGAGUGUCUGAGUCGAGACAUGAGGCAACAUGAAAUAAACUGUUAGAAGGCAAAGUUGCUGCAGAUCAGUUGACUGGAGAAGCUGAGUUUAACGGUCAAACGCACACACACACACCUUCCUCCGUCCACACACACACACACACACACACACACUCCAGCCGUUUUAUGUAACAGCAGGUCAGAAGUUAUCACGUCAUCAUCCCCAUCAUCUCUACGUCACCUGAAACAUUGCAGGAAAUAUUUUACUUUAAGUUUUUAAUAAAUGGCUCAUUAGCAUCGUUAGCGCUCCCCAUUGAAAACGAAUGGGAGCCCGGCUAGCUGGAACAGUGAGUGGAAUCACUACAGCAGGUGGAGGGUUUUCUUGCCUUUCAGCAGGUGUGUUGGCUUGUUAAAAAAAAGAAAAGUCUGUAAUGUGUCACCAUGGCAACACUUAACUCGCACAUUGAGAUUUUAAUUGUUUAACUUUGACAAAAUAUCUCUGGGGAAUAAAAUGGCAGCGGUCUGUACCAUCAGGCGUCCCUACAUGAGCUCAACCAAAUGCACUGCUGAUUAUGAUUUAACCCCUCGGCUUCUUUCCUUGUCUCUCGCGAGCGUUUAUCUCGUGCCAAAAUGGAGCGUCUCAUGUUUUUAUUAUGUACUUCGUGUUUCAGCUGAAUGAACUCUUGUCAGCAGGAAAUGAAAUCUCCUGGUUUUGAAACAGAAAAUAAAACGACAACAGAAGAUGAAAUCGGCUGCUGCAGAUGGUGUUCUGGGCUUCUGUGAGACAAAGAAAAUGAUUUAUUUAUUUUCAUAAUAGGGGAUUUUAAUUCUCUUCAUUAUUUUGCUUCAUUCAAUAAAGAAUACUGUAUGUACUGAA